CAUUGACUACACUUGAAGAUCGACUUGAGCUUUGGGUAUGGCUGGGGAUGCAGCCGCAACAGCUGACAGUGAAAGAUCGAAAAUCAGUCUCUCUCAUUGAUCCGCAAAAUAACAUACAUAGAGUGACACUCCCAGUAACGAAUCUCAGGAUCUUUAGUGUGACCUCGUCCCUUCAGACCUUCCUUCUGUGUGCCGCCCAACUAGCUAUCCAGGUAGUAAACCCAUCCCACCUCCCUUGUCCUCCUGCUGUUCACGGGCUGUGACCAGGAUCCCUGGGGGCAGGAUGAGCCGUCCUUGAUCCCCGUUACUGGCUCGACUGUCAAGGACUGAUCUACCAAAUCCCAGUGAUUCCAAGAAGGAGAAAAACAAUGACCACGGCCGAUCAAAUGCGAAUUGUGGAGGCCAAAUUGGCCCGCCUAUUGGGUUCGGGUCCGGAAUUGGGCCUCAAAGGCCAGGUCCUGGCCGAAGGGGGCUUGAUUCAAGGCUGGGUCCAAUCCCGACGCCUGGUCGUGGUGGUGGGCGUGAGCUCGGGUCAAUACGCUUUGGUUAUCUUCACGUCGCAGACGUUCCCCGUGGGUCGGGUCGAGGAUUUGGCCAUUGACGAUGUCAUCCCCGUGGACAAAGAGCUCAAAUGCGAGAUUGAGAGCGGCGAUGCCGUGUUGGUCAACAUCAAAUCUGGCUCGUCCACCAAGAUCAUGUUGGAGAUGUUACCGGGUUACCAUACGCAGAAUUUUGUGGCCGAGAUUUACCGCCUGACCGAUCUGAUGCGGCAGGAUCGUAAAGUUGCUGCGUCCUCGCCUUCAUCGGAGACCUGGUUGAACCAAUUACGCGCGGCUAAAACGACGGAUGAAGCCCUCUCUCGUGAUUUGGCCCAACGGAUGAGGGUAGGCGAGGGGCGUGACACUCCCACCCUCGAUGCAUCCCCCAUUCCGCAGCCUCGCUCCGGAUCUGGCCGCAAUACGGCCUUGGUGGACCUCGAUGCUGACGAUGAUAGUCCGAAUACGUCGCUCAAUCGACAAGAGAUCGCUUUGGGCGGGGCUGCCCCCAUUGCCGCCCGUGAAUCUGUGGUCAAAUACCAAAUGGCCUUGAAGGAGGAACAGUUCACCCACAAGCAGACCUUCACCGUGUUUUGCGGCACGUGGAACGUCAACGGUCAAUCGCCCAUCUCCCAAGUCAAAGCGUGGCUAGCCGUGGAUGAAGACCCGCCGGACAUUUACGCCAUCGGCUUCCAGGAGCUGGAUUUAAGUAAGGAGGCGUUCGUGUUUAAUGAGUCAAUCAAAGAGGAUGAGUGGCAGGCCAUCGUGUUCGCCUCGCUCCAUCCGCAAGCCAAAUAUAAACGGGUCAAAUUGGUACGAUUGGUCGGGAUGAUGCUCAUCGUGUUCGCCAAGAGCACCCACAUGGAGCACAUCCACGAGAUCACCUCCGAGACAGUAGGAACUGGCAUCAUGGGCAAGUUGGGCAACAAAGGGGGUGUGGCUGUGCGGUUCGAGUUUCACAACACGAGCAUAUGCUUCGUGAACUCGCACUUAGCCGCCCAUGUGUCCGAAUUCGAGCGCCGCAAUCAGGACUACCAUGACAUUUGCGCCCGCAUGGUGUUCCAGAAUUUUGUUCCCACCAAGUCCAUCAAGGACCACGACCAGAUCUUCUGGUUGGGCGAUCUCAACUAUCGGAUCACCGAUCUGGACACGGCCACCGUCAAGGAGCUCCUCCAAGAGAACAACAUUCCAGACCUUUUGCUCAGUGACCAGUUUCUGCAGCAAAGGAAGCAGCGGCGCGUUUUCACGGGUUACAAAGAGGGCGACAUCACGUUCAUCCCCACGUACAAGUUCGAUCCCGGGACCGACAUGUGGGACACCAGCGAGAAAGCCCGUGCUCCAGCUUGGACGGACCGCAUCCUGUGGCGAGGCGAUUACAUUGAGCAGAUCGCUUAUCGGAGUCACAUGGAGCUCAAGGUCAGCGACCACAAGCCCGUGUCCGCCGUUUUCAAGGCGGGUGUCAAGGUCAUCGAUCCGGUCAAGUACCGCAAGAUCUACGAGGAUGUCAUGAAAAAGCUGGACCGGCUCGAGAACGAAUUCCUGCCCCAAGUGACCGUCGAGAACACCGAGAUCAUCUUCGACGGAAAGGUCCAGUUCUUGGAGACCUACACCAAAACCUUGACAGUGGCCAACACGGGCCAAGUACCCGUGCAGUAUGAGUUCAUCAAAAAGUUGAACGACACUAGUAUUUGUAAAGCUUGGUUGACCGUGGAGCCGAGCACGGGCUUCAUUAUGCCGGGCGAGAAGAGCGAUAUCGCUCUGGAGCUCCACGUGGACAAAACGACGGCGGGCCCGCUCAAUGCGGGUGCUGAUCAAAUGUACGACAUCCUGGUGCUUCAUCUUGUGGGUGGGAAGGACAUCUUUAUCACCGUCAGUGGAGAGUACCAGAAGAGCUGUUUCGGUGCCUCAAUUAAUGCCCUCUGUCAGAUGACCGUGCCCAUUUCUGAGCUUUCCGUAGGAGCUCUUAUGGAUCUCGAGAAACCCCCUUGCACAGGAUCGGCCAUCUCCAUUGGCGGGGAAGAGCCCUACCCGGUCCCUAAAGAAUUAUGGUUCCUCUGCGACCUGAUCACCUCCUUGGGUUUGGAUCAGGAACAGCUCUUCCUUCAACCCGGUCUUCGGAAAGAGAUCUUGGCCAUUCGAGAUUGGCUUGAUACGGGCUUGCCCGUGGAUAAACCCGAUGUGUCCAUUCAUUCGGCGGCUGAAACCCUUCUUUUAUUCCUGGAAUCGCUCCGCGAACCCAUCUUGCCGUUCACUUUGUACGGUCGCUGUUUGGACGUCUCUUCGAAUUACUUGCAAUGCAAACAAGUCAUCUCGCAACUGCCUCAGAAUCAUAAGAACGUGUUUAAUUAUAUGACAGCCUUCCUUCGAGAGGUCAUCCGACAUUCGGCCCAAAACGGGAUCGACCCAAAGAUCAUGGCCACUUUAUUCGCGGGCAUCUUCCUACGAGAUCCGCCCGGCACGAAUUUCGGGUCGGGUUUGCGUGCCAAAACCAAUCAGCAGCUCCUUGACCACCGGAAGGCGCGUUUCGUGCACCAUUUCUUGAUCAACGAGCCGGAUGAUUAACCGAGGCAGACCCAUAAACCCGCAUCCUACGUCUGUACUGCGUGACAUUGACAGUACAAUGGAUUCUCAAUCAAACUAUUUACUUAUUCUUCAAAACGAUCGAUCUUCAUUGAUGCCUGCCUAAUGCUAUUGUGACUAUUCCCAUUAGAAAAUCAUUUUACUUGUUAUCAUGACAUCUUGUUAACCGUUUCAUCCCAAAGGUGGGUCAUUUCUUUGACAAAUAUGAACAUGUCUUAAUGAU
Tigriopus californicus is the source of this 3339-nucleotide messenger RNA. RefSeq names its product inositol polyphosphate 5-phosphatase OCRL-like (gene Ocrl). Gene Ontology annotation, cellular component: membrane. The transcript is spliced from 3 exons. Gene Ontology annotation, molecular function: phosphatidylinositol-4,5-bisphosphate 5-phosphatase activity; inositol phosphate phosphatase activity. Lineage: Eukaryota; Metazoa; Arthropoda; Copepoda; Harpacticoida; Harpacticidae. Gene Ontology annotation, biological process: phosphatidylinositol dephosphorylation; signal transduction. The coding region runs from base 369 to 3098 and encodes 909 amino acids. The record is from RefSeq and is a predicted model, not a curated record.